AUGGCUUCCCGAAAUGUCGUGUUGACCUUCGCAUCGGCCGAGGGUCAACUGCUUCGUCGGCAAUGGCAGGGGAGCGGGCAAUGCCUGCGGUGCUUCCAUGCCUCGCUCCGCAAACGCGCCGACGAUGGCGGCUCAGGGCAGCACAACAAGCGAGACAGUGAUAGCAACGAUCAAGGCACGCCGUACAAUCAACCACAACGAGGUCCAAGCCGCCAUCAGCGUGCCGCCCAGAUAUCGCAAGAAGUCCGCAUGCUGAAUCGGGACACUACUUCGAUCGGGCCAUCAAAACCGCCAAAUGACAGUGCAGACUUCGCCGUUGGACCACAAGGUACCGGCGAGCUUGCAACACCGGGCCCAAUGGGACAGAACAUGUCGCCUCAGCGAGAAGGCCCGCUCGCUCAAGGCGUGGGCCGUAUACCCGGCGUUCGCAGGGAUGAAGGUAUGGGCGCGGAGACGGAGCAAAUCAGAGGCAUCAGGACGCCUGAAGCGGGCGUUGAAGACCCUGCUCAAGGUGGGGAGGCGGUCCUGCAGCAUAAGUCUGCGCAGCCAACAACCCGCGCGGCUGCAAAGGAAGCAGACAAUAUUUCUGCUCAGCCAGCAUAUGAGACUCCAUCAGAGACCCUGAUGGCUGGAUCGAACUCGCGACUCUCUCCACCGGGCCAGCGCUUCCAGCCUGAUCCUCUUGACAGGACUCAACUACUGGAGAAUGGCAGCAAAACAUCGACCAUAGCCUCGAACAACUUCUUGGGAGUUGUUGCUGACCACUUUCAUCAAGCCACGGCGCUCGGUCUUGACUCUGCGCACGGCGAGAUCAACAGCUUAGCUCUCAAGCUACUCGCUCGCCAGAUGGUUCGCUUUUCCUCGAAGGAAGAGAAGGACGCCGCCCUCGCUGCUGCGCGCAAGCUUCGCGAAACUGACAAUAACAGAGCGAACCUCAUGUUUCGCUUAAACAAGGUCAAAAGCCGCAGCAAUGACCGGGCCAACCAGCGUACACCCUUGAACUCUGCCGACCGGCUGAACAAGAACAACAACGUUCCAAAUGAGCCUAAGAAGAUCCUUAAAGUUGAGAAUCUCAGCUUUGGCAUCAAUAAGGAAGUGAUCACGGAGGCCUUCAGUAAACACGGCUUCGUACAAAGGGUUCAGAUCAAAAACGGCCGUGAGAAGGAACACAGCUAUGCCUUCCUCGAGAUGUCGUCCGCCGACGAUGCCAAAUCAGCAUUGGACCGGCUUCAAGGUGCCGAGAUCAGUGGUCGCAUCGCCAAGCUCGAUUUCGCGGAUACAAACUCACCACAUUGGCCGUCGACGCACUUUGCACCUCUGCCUGUGAAUGUGAGGUCUGCUCUUGUCGACAAGAUGGUCAAGGGACGCUAUGACGAAGACGGUCUGCUUCGAGGCAAAUCGAAGCACAAGCAGGCGAUCCUCAAUGAUAUCGCAAAAAUUGGACUGAAGAACGCAACAUAUUCAGGUGGAGACUUGGAACGAGUUCUGAAGAAAGUGAGAAGCUUGUUGCCAGUCACAGCGUCAAGCGGCGCACAGACGCGUGGUGCUGGUGUGCAGCAAAGGACGCAAAAGCGAACUGCAAAUUAG
This is a messenger RNA of Baudoinia panamericana UAMH 10762, 1587 nucleotides long. RefSeq lists its product as uncharacterized. Gene Ontology annotation, cellular component: cytosol. The coding region runs from base 1 to 1587 and encodes 528 amino acids. The transcript is spliced from 2 exons. NCBI's taxonomy places the organism in Eukaryota, Fungi, Ascomycota, Dothideomycetes, Mycosphaerellales, Teratosphaeriaceae. The record is from RefSeq and is a predicted model, not a curated record. Gene Ontology annotation, molecular function: mRNA binding.